AUGUCGGAGACCAAUCCCAGCAUCCCUCUACUCCCCGCUCCUGGUCCUGCGUCACUCGAUGACCCGAAUACCCCGCAGGUGCCGAUAAACUCAGCCGAGUCCGUCAAGCUGGAUGCGCUCGGGCCCAUGGUGGUCAAUCCGGAUGGGACUCUGUCGAGGAUCGCGAACUGGGAUAAGAUGACUGAGGAGGAACGGGAACGGACACUGCGAGUUGUUACUGCUAGGAAUAGGAUACGGAUUGCUCAGCAGGCGAAGAAGGAGAGCAUGACUUGA
Molecule: messenger RNA, 273 nt
Organism: Coniophora puteana RWD-64-598 SS2
Lineage: Eukaryota; Fungi; Basidiomycota; Agaricomycetes; Boletales; Coniophoraceae
Exons: 3
Coding region: 1-273 (90 amino acids)
Source: RefSeq, a predicted model, not a curated record